GUCACCCCCCCGUAGAACAACUCCUCCAACCGGACUUUCCUCUCCAGUCUACCGGGCGGAGGAGGAAGUUGAACCGCGCAGGAAAAACAACCGCAGAGUUUCUUUUUGAGAAACUUUGACAUUUUAUUUCCCACAUCCCUCUGUCCUUCAAUACCGGAAAAUAAAUAAAAGAUGUCCGUCCAUUCGAACCGGACGACCAAGACGAGCUACCGGACCGUGAGCGUGGCCUCCUCCCCGCAGCCCGUCCUGGCCAGCACGGUGCCCUCCAGCGGCUCGGUGUCCUCCAGCGGUUCGUUGUCCUCGAGCGGCUUGGUGUCCUCGAGCGGCUUGGUGUCCUCGGUGCAGCCCGCCGUGCAGCACACGGCGCUGAACGGCUCCUACGAGACGAUGCGGUACCUGGUGCCGGUGCAGCAGCAGCAGCUGCGGGCGCAGCAGCAGUCUUUCGUCCCGGUGCAGCAGCAGCAGCGCUCGUUCGUCUCGGUGCAGCCGCAGCAGCAGUCUUUCGUCCCCGUGCAGCAGCAGUCGUUCAUCCCGGUGCAGCAGCACCAGCAGCAGUCCUACUACAUCAUGCAGCAGCCCAUGGUGCAGCCCAUGGUGCAGCAGGUGGUGGCCCCGAUGUACGUGCAGACUCUCCCCCGGUUGAACAACAGCAGAAUGGAGUCCAGCGACGUGACGGUUCACCUGCAGAGCCCGGAGCGGAUCUCCAGCAGGAAGUCGUCCGUGUUCAGCCAGUCGUCCAGUCUCAUCGAGACCGGCGCGCCGAGCGCCGAGGAGGAGGAGUAUGAAGAAGAAGAGGAGGAGGAGGAGGAGGAGGAGGAGGAAGAGGAGGAAGAGGAGGAGGGGAUAGUGGUGGUGGAGGAGGUAGAGAUCGUCAACACCAUUCAGCAGAAGCCGCCGCUGAUGAGCCAGAAGACGUCCACGAUGGAGCUGAAGACCGAGCUGAGGGAGAUGCCGCAGCCCAACAAGAUGGACACGCGCUACUUCGGCGAGCUGCUGGCCGACGUGUACCGGAAGAACUGCGACAUCCACUCCUGCAUCUCCGAGCACGUCUCCAAGAUCCGGGGACAGAAACACCUGCUGGAUCCCUCCAACGACUACAAGGUGGAGAAAGAGGAGGUGGAGGCGUUGCUGCCCAAAGGAACCAGUGAACUGACCAAACAACAGAUCCGCUACCUGCUGCAGACUCGUCUCACGGCGGAUAAGAGCAUGCGCCUGCUGCUCUCCACCUUCAGCAGCCUGAGGGAGGAGCUCCUGCACAUGUCCGAGGACCUGCGGCGGCUGGAGAGCGAGAAGGAGACUCUGGAGAGAGAUCUGAGCUUCAAGGCAGACCAGGCCAAGCAGUACGACAGCCUCCUGGAGGCCGUGCGGGAAAACAACCGCCAGCUGCAGGCGUCGCUGAAGGAAGCCAGCAGCGCCCAGCGCUCGCUGGAGGGCCAGCUCAUGAGCGCCAGGAGCGACGAGUCGGGCCGAGACUUCCGGCUGCAGGAGAUGGAGAGCAGGAUGAGAGCGCUGGAGGGCGAGAACGAGACGCUGCGACACAAGCUGGCCGGCCAAGGCAGCAGCAGCAGCGCCAGCCUGCAGCUGAAGACGGAGGAGCUGUCCCGCCAUUACAAAGACCAGCUCAGCUCAAUGAGGGAGGAGAAGGACCGCGAGAUACUAAGGCUGCGGAGCCAGAUAACCAAGAUCCAGACGGAGAUCACCACCACCACCACCGACAGGUCGUCCUCGGACAGCAGCCUCCAGCUGAAGAUCUCCGAGCUGCUCGCCACGCUGCAGCAGAGGCAGACGACCAUCACCAAGAUGGAGGAGGAGAUCCAGAGGCUGAUGCGGGAGAGGAACGACAGCUCCAAGGGCCAAGUCACCAGAACCACCAUCACCAACAGGUACAGCAACAAGUACCCGCUCCUCGGUCUGCUCGGCGACGACUACGACUGCAGCUCCUCCGUCAGAGAAGGCAAGACCGUGGUCAUCGAGAGAAGCAACCAGGUGGUCAGGAACUGAACAGGAAUGAUGGAGCAAUAAGAAGACCCAGGAGUCCCCCCCCCCCCCCCCCUGCCCCUCAUCCUGGGGCUCCCCGGAUUGGUGGCGGGUAAAAUUUAAUAUAAUAUUGUAAGAUUGUAGGUUUUAGUUGGUUGCAAUUCUACACACUGGCCCUUUAAGUGAAGGUCAAAACAUCUCAGAUAACAAAGUGCCUUUUGUCCUAAAGCAAGCUGUUGUGUGGUUGCCGUAGAAACGAAAUGCAAUGUGAGAAACGAUGUGAUGCGAAAUGUGUUUUUUAAUAAAGGCUUUCUCUUCUUUAAAUGUAACCCCUGUGACUAACUACCACUGGCAAAAAGCAGGUUUGGUGUUAGGUGACAAAGCUCCAGUUGUCCCUUCUGCACGUCGAACUGCGUGCGGCACGAGAUCCUCCUUAAAGGGAUGAGAAGGUGUUUCUAUGAUGUAAAUAUGUAUAUUUAUAUAUUGAGCUACUGUAGGAUGGCCACGCCCUGCUCCGAGGAACCUCUGAGAUCUGUUUGGGUUUUGUUUUGUUGAUUACUUGAUCGGUUAUGGGGUUUAAUCAUGGUGGAAUUAAAAUGUCUACGCAUGUAGUUGUGUUAACUGUGUGUUGAGUUUAUGUGUGUUCAGGCUUUUUAGACUACAGACAUGGAUGUAGGUCCAGAAGGUGAGAUGCUCCAUAGCACACACCACACCUCUGACGUGCACAUUGGGAUUGUAGGUUGUGAUUAAAAUCACUGUUUCUAUGCAAAAAG
Molecule: messenger RNA, 2750 nt
Organism: Pungitius pungitius (ninespine stickleback)
Lineage: Eukaryota; Metazoa; Chordata; Actinopteri; Perciformes; Gasterosteidae
Gene: pof1b
Product: POF1B actin binding protein
Exons: 13
Coding region: 172-2001 (609 amino acids)
Biological process (GO): actin filament organization; epithelial cell morphogenesis; bicellular tight junction assembly
Cellular component (GO): bicellular tight junction; adherens junction; actin filament
Molecular function (GO): actin filament binding
Source: RefSeq, a predicted model, not a curated record